GCCAACCAUCAACGGGCGAAAGCUAACUCUCAAUUUGAAAGGCCUAGAAAUUAUGAAUGACGAUCCAAGCGAAGUCAACGUACUUUACGCCAAAGUCAAGAGCAAUGAUGAUGAUCUUCUGCAAACAGUCGUUGAUGGUAUCGUUAGCUACUUUGAGGAUUACGGACUCUUGAGUAAACAGUAUGAAAAAGUGAAAUUGCAUGCUACCCUGAUGAAUACUGCCUUUGACAAAAGAAGUGAGGCCGAGGUUGAUCCUGACUCAAAGAAAAGGAAAACUUUUGAUGCAACAAAAAUUUUGAGAGAUUUACAAGAUUUUGAGUUUGGCUCCACAACGUUUGAAGGAUUGGACUUGUCUGUACGAUUUUCUACUGGGACCGAUGGCUAUUACACAUAUUCGACUCGUGUCAACUUUAUGUCCUGUACAGCUUAAGUGGGCUGUCUCAUGAGACUCUUUUAAGAUCAUCACCCCACAUGAAGACACCAGGAAACUCAAUGUUUAGCUUUCAUUACGAUUGGUCAGUUAAGCUUGGGAGGAUUUUGCCCGCAAAUUAGUUGUUUUUCAUAGUUUUUGCUACAAGAAAAACGAUGAGUGUAUCAGCUAGCCUAAAUUUUUGGUUUUUUGAUUGAAUUUUUCUCCCAGUUGCCGUUAUCAAAUAAAGUCGGGGAAGAAAACCAUAAGCCUAGUUCAUUUAUACUGAUCCAAUUUCCUGGACAGCACCAGGAUGUCAUGUUGUUUAAGGUAGAAAGACCAGCUCCAGUAAGAGUUUGGUGAGCCUCUUUUUCAGCACAGAAUUCACUCAUUAUGGCCAAAACAGAUAAUAAUUUCAGGGGAAGUG
This is a messenger RNA of Bemisia tabaci, 836 nucleotides long. The record is from RefSeq and is a predicted model, not a curated record. NCBI's taxonomy places the organism in Eukaryota, Metazoa, Arthropoda, Insecta, Hemiptera, Aleyrodidae.